GUGACUGACUGUUGUGUGUAUUGUUUACGUGUGUAAUAAAAUAAAAAUUGUAUUAUUUACUUUUUAUACAGAAAUGAUUUGUUUUAAUAUAAAUUAAAAUUAAAAUAUUUAUCCUGUGUUAAAAUAUGUGUUCUAUUCAUUGGUAAUUCGUUGUGCUUUCAUGGCUACAGCAAAUUCUUGAAGUAUUCAUUUUACAGGCUAGUCGUUCAGAGCCGCCACUGCUAUGUCUGCACUACAGCCUAUAUUUUGUUCGAAGCAGCUUAUUAUUUUACUUCUUGCGUUUUUGGUACCCAAUACGAUAUCACAAUUCCAUUCAGAAACCGCCUCGAAUCGAAGAAGACCCGAAACCGGAACCGAUAACUACAAUAGGAAUUUCGGUUCCGGCAAUUUUGAUAGCAGAAGUAGAAAUUUCGACAGCAAUAACUUUGCCGACGAUAACAAUUUUGCUAACAGAAAUUUCGACAAUGAGGAUAAUCAAAAUUUUGGAAACACCCGAUUUGGAACCAAUAGGGAUUUCAAUGAUCCCAAUUCGGUGAACAGAAAUUUUGAUGAUUUUAAUAGAAAUUUGGAUAACACUAAUAGAUUUGGAGGUGUGGACAACCGGCGCAAUUUUACUACAUUCGAUAAUGGCGACUUUAAUAAUAGAAAUUCAUUCAAUACGUUUGACGGUGUAAAUAGGAAUGUUGAUAACGACAUUUAUAAUUCUGAUAAUAACAGAAGAACUAGUACAAAUAGACCCUGGUUACCACAACCCACACGUGGGUUCAGCUUUAAUAAUGAUUUUGGGAGGAGCCGUGGUGGUGGUCCAUCCCUUCUGGAUAAUAAUUUAAUUAUAAAUGAAGCUACAUACUUCAUUGUCGCAUCUCGAAUGGUAAGGCCAGGGUCAGUUUUCCGAGUUUCCGCCACUGUUUUUCAAACCCCGGUAGCGCUUACAAUUAGGGCUUCGAUUUCAAGAGAUGGAGUGGAGAUAAGUUCUGACAGCCGAGAUGUGAAAGUUGGAAACCCAGAAACUUUACUGAUGAGAGUACCGGGUACAACCGCACCAGGAGAAUAUAAAUUGAGGGUCGACGGUUUGUACAACAGUUUAAUGGGUGGCUUGGCUUUUUUCAAUGAGACUAGGUUGACUUUCAGCCAACGUUCAAUGACAAUAUUUGUUCAAACAGAUAAGCCAGUUUAUAUGCAAGGACAGACAGUGCGUUUCCGAACUAUACCAAUCAAUACAGAAUUGAAAGCAUUUGAUGAUGCAGUAGAUGUAUAUAUGUUAGAUCCUAACAGACACAUAAUGAGGAGAUGGUUAAGCAGACAAUCAAAUUUGGGAACAGUAUCUUUAGAAUACCAAUUAUCGGAUCAGCCUGUUUUUGGAGAGUGGGUGAUAAAGGUGGUAGCACAAGGUCAAGUCGAAGAAGCCACAUUUUUAGUUGAAGAAUAUUAUCAGACAAGAUUUGAAGUUAAUGUGACAAUGCCAGCUUUUUUCUUCAAUACAGAUAGAUAUAUUUAUGGCAAAGUUAUGGCAAACUAUACAUCAGGAGCGCCUGUUAAAGGAAACUUAACACUAAAGGCGACUAUUAGGCCCAUCUCAAGAUUCAACGAAAAAGAAUUGUAUCAAUACAAUGUUCAGCAAACAUAUGGUAAUACUCCACGAAAUCAACAAUUUGAUCCAAACAGACAGUAUAAUAAUCAAUACGGAAGGCAAUAUGGUAGCAAUUACAACAAUCCUCAAAAUUAUCCCUAUGAUCCAAACAGAGAUUAUAAUGAUAGGUCUAGCAGUGGCAACAGAUUUUAUGAUGAGCGAGUUGUUGAAAAGCAUUUUACAUUUAAUGAAGAAUGGCCGUUUUGGAUGGAGAAGCCUUAUGACUAUUAUUCUAAUGGUGAAAUGCCUUAUUUGAGGUUUUUCAAUGGAACAUACUACUUUCAAUACCCAAUGUCUCAGCUCGAACAAAUUGUUCCCACUCUUGAUGGCAUGGAAGUCCAAAUUACCGCUACCGUUGGCGAGCGAUUUAUGGAUGAAGUAAUUCAAGGAUUUUCAAUUGCUCGAAUAUAUAAUUCUUCAAUGAAAGUAUCUUUUCUUGGAGAUAGUCCACAAGUGUUUAAGCCUGCUAUGCCAUUUACAUGCUAUAUUGUAGCGGAAUUUCAUGACGGUUCACCACUUCCAUUCGAUCGAGUUAUGAUGGGCGCAUUAGAAAUCUCUGGUUCCGUGGAAUCAAGAUCUGGUGGUAGACGAGAUUUACCUAUGAGAGAGCUGGUUAUGUCUGAAGACUUGGGCGUUUGGGAAUUUAAAGUCGACCUCAAACAUCAAUUAGGUUUAGAAGAUGAUAGCCGAGCCAAAGAAUAUCUGGAUGAUAUUACUUCUAUGAAAUUGCAUGCAUAUUUCAAGGACGGAUACGGGGAACGAACCAGUGCAGACCUCUUGCUAAUAGCGCAUCAUUCACCUCUAAACCAACAUAUCAAAGUUUCAACAUCAACAACGCAUCCUAAAGUGGGAGAAUAUAUAGUAUUACAUAUCCAAAGCAAUUUUUAUAUGGAAUCAUUCCAGUAUAUUGUCAUGUCCAAAGGAUUAAUACUGCUAUCUGGAAAGGAAAACAUGCAGGAUUCCAUCAGAACAUUUGCCGUAACGCUUAGUGCAGAAAUGGCACCAGCUGCUACAAUAGUAGUUUGGCAUGUGGGUUCUAGGGGCAAAGUUCUUGCAGAUAGCUUAACAUUCCCUGUAAAUGGAAUAUCUAGAAAUAAUUUCACUGUUUUUAUAAAUAAUCGUAAAGCGAGAACUGGACGAAAAGUUGAAGUAGCAAUUUAUGGUGAGCCAGGAGCUUAUGUUGGAUUAUCAGGAAUUGAUAGAGCUUUCUACACUAUGCAAGCUGGAAAUGAACUAACCUAUGCACAAGUCAUCACAAAAAUGGCAUCAUUUGAUGAGCAGACUAAUGGUACAUUCAAGCAUACAUGGCUUUCUCAUGAAGGAGAUCCUGAUGAGCUAGUUUAUUAUCCAAGUUCAACAUUUGGCAUUGAUGCUAAUAGAACAUUUGAAUAUGUUGGACUUGCAGUUUUCACAGAUAUUAUAGUUCCUAGAAGACCUGAUAAUUGUAAUCAUACUUUUGGUCUUUCGGAAUGCCUAACAGGUCGAUGCUAUCGAACAGAUAAAAGAUGUGAUGGUGUGCUGGAUUGUGAAGAUGGAACUGAUGAGGCUAAUUGUCGUUCACUCAAUAGUACAAGUUUAGCAAACUUUAGAAAGUUUCGUUUCAAUAGAAUACAAUGGCAGUAUGAAAAUGUUUGGCUAUGGAAAGACAUCAAUAUAGGACCACAUGGACGGUAUAUUUUUAAUAUUGACGUGCCGGAGCGACCGGCUCAUUGGAUGAUUUCCGCAUUCUCCGUAUCUCCUUCUAAAGGUUUUGGAAUGUUGCAACGAGCUAUUGAAUAUGUCGGUGUUUUACCAUUCUUUAUAAAUGUGGAAAUGCCUGAUAAAUGUAGGCAAGGCGAGCAAGUUGGUAUCAGAGUAUCUGUGUUCAAUUAUAUGCUAGAAGCCAUUGAGGCUACUGUAGUGCUAGAAGGCUCUUCAGAUUAUAAAUUCGUUCAUGUAGAGGAAGAUGGUGUUGUUCGGUCAUAUAAUCCACGCACAUCAUUUGGCGAGCAUCAGUUUUUUAUUUAUAUACCAUCCCAAGAUGCUGCAAUUGUGCAUCUUCCUAUUGUUCCAACAAAACUUGGAAAGUUAACAGUGCGCAUACAUGCAAUAACUCUAAUUGGGAAAGAUCAAGCAAUAAGAACCCUAUAUGUAGAGCCAGAUGGAGUUCCACAAUAUAGGCAUCAAUCUAUACUGCUUGAUCUUAGCAAUCGUGCAUAUUUCUUCCAAUAUAUGCAUGUUAACGUUACUGAGACACCUAUAAUACCAUAUGAAGUAGACAGGUACUAUGUUUAUGGUUCCAAUAGCGCCAAACUUUCAGUUGUCGGUGAUGUUGUUGGACCCAUUUUUCCAACCAUGCCUGUUAAUGCUACAUCUUUAUUAGAUCUUCCAAUGGACUCUGCUGAACAAAAUAUGUUUAGUUUUGCUGCAAACUUAUAUACUACAAUGUAUAUGAGAUUAAUAAGCCAAAGAAAUCGAACGCUCGAGAGAAACUCAUUCCAUCACAUGAAUAUUGGAUAUCAGAGGCAAUUGUCUUUUAUGAACCCAGAUGGAUCUUUUAGUUUAUUUAGGAGUGAUUGGAAUCAGUCAGCUUCCAGUGUGUGGCUUACGGCGUAUUGCGCUCGGGUAUUACAAGAAGCAUCUUUCUAUGAAUGGGAAAACUUUAUCUAUAUUGAUCCAAAUGUAAUAGGCAAAGCUGUUAGUUGGAUUCUUAAACAUCAAACUGCAGAAGGUUCAUUUUAUGAAAUUACAUGGUCGCCAGACAGAAAAACAAAUGGAACAUUGAAUUGGCCAAAUGAUCCUAUACAGCAAAGAAAUAUUACGUUGACAGCCCAUGUUUUAAUUACACUUGCUUCUGUAAAAGAUUUGUCAGGAUCUCUUGGAUCAAAAGUUGCUGUAGCUCAACAACAGGCAAUAUCAUGGUUAGAAAGAAAUAUUAAAUUGUUAGAAGAACAUGGUGAACCAUAUGAUGUUGCUCUAGUAGCCUAUGCACUGAUGCUUAGCAAAGCUUCUAAUGCCGAGGCUGCAUUUGGAAUAUUGGCAAGGCACGCAAGAAUUGAGGGUGGCCUGAUGUAUUGGGGAAAGGAAGCCGUACCGUUACCACCAUAUAAGUUGGAAAAUCAGAAACCUUUCUUAUUACCUCGAUUGCCAUAUAAAUAUGACUCAAUGAAUAUUGAAACAACAGCUUAUGCAUUGAUGACGUAUGUUGCAAGACAUGAACUUAUGGUCGACCCUAUUGUUAAAUGGUUAAAUGCACAGAGACUUACUGAUGGUGGUUGGGCUUCUACACAGGAUACUGGAAUGGCUAUGAAGGCGCUUUGUGAAUACACUACAAAAUCCAGACUACGAGAUGUUUCUUCUCUUACAAUAACUGUGGAAGCAUCUUCACUGCCAGGAAUGACCAAUAUGUUUUAUGUAACUGAUAAAAAUUUGGCUCAGUUGCAAACACUUGAAAUACCAAAUGCUUGGGGUACUGUAAAGGUUCAAGCUAAAGGGGCAGGUUAUGCAAUCUUGCAAAUGACUGUUCAAUACAAUGUGGAUAUUUAUAAGUUCCAAACGCAGCCUCCUAUACGAGCUUUUUCAUUGCGGACGCAUGCCACUUUCCAUGGAAGAAAUCAGUCUCACAUAACUUACGUCAGUUGUCAAAGUUGGAUAAACCAAAAUGAAUCCAUACGUUCCGGCAUGGCAGUAUUGGAUGUUGCAAUUCCAACUGGUUAUAUAAUACAACAGCAAAAACUAGAUUCAUAUAUUCUGAGUCAAAGGGUAAGAAAUUUGCAGAGGGCUAGAUUCCAACCCCGGAAAGUUCUAUUCUAUUUUGAUUUUCUGGAUGAACAUGAAACUUGCAUAAACUUUACAAUUGAGAGGUGGCAUCCAGUUGCUAAUAUGUCUAGAUAUUUACCCAUCAGAGUUUAUGAAUACUAUGCUCCAGAGAGAUUUAAUGAAACCAUUUUUGAUGCAUUACCUACAUAUCUUCUGAAUAUUUGUGAAGUUUGUGGUAGCUCGCAGUGCCCUUACUGCUCUAUUUAUAAUGCCGCCGUAGCAAAUCCACUGCCUUCAUUGUUUGUUGUACUAAUAAUUGCACUCACAGUCUCGCACAGAAGUUGGAGUUCUAUAGAUUUAUAUUUUGGAUGGAGAGUAUCAUAAAUAUUCUUUUAAGUAAGCAUUUGUUAUAAAAUUAUUAUUAUUUUUUUUAUUUUGUUUAAGAACACAAUGAAAGAAUCAAGUUAUUUUAUCUGAAAAGUCUUACCUAUAAACUUCAUGUGUUAAAUUGUGUAUUUACAUUUAACUCAUGCUGCAUUAAUUUUAACUUACUAUUUUGUGACUUAUUUUUUUUAGUAUUUUAAUGAUAUUUUAUUAAGGGUCAUGCUUGUAAUUGAUCAUAAGGCACAUUUGCUUUGUGUAAACGAAAAGUCAUGUGUAUGAUCUUUGAAUGGGACACAUAUCACAAAGAGAUAGCUGAAUUUCUUCAGUUAAACUAGUGUGAAAUCUUAUUUGUGUUCAUGUUAUUUGAAAACUAGAUAUUUUU
Messenger RNA from Ctenocephalides felis (cat flea), 6134 nucleotides. RefSeq names its product CD109 antigen (gene Mcr). NCBI's taxonomy places the organism in Eukaryota, Metazoa, Arthropoda, Insecta, Siphonaptera, Pulicidae. The record is from RefSeq and is a predicted model, not a curated record. Gene Ontology annotation, molecular function: endopeptidase inhibitor activity; protein binding. Gene Ontology annotation, cellular component: extracellular region. Bases 224 to 5752 code for a protein of 1842 amino acids. The transcript has 25 exons.